This is a messenger RNA of Pantherophis guttatus, 4132 nucleotides long. RefSeq names its product TLC domain-containing protein 4-B-like. Gene Ontology annotation, cellular component: membrane; endoplasmic reticulum. Gene Ontology annotation, biological process: lipid homeostasis. The record is from RefSeq and is a predicted model, not a curated record. NCBI's taxonomy places the organism in Eukaryota, Metazoa, Chordata, Lepidosauria, Squamata, Colubridae.
CAAAAAGGAAAAUAAGCAGCCUCGGAACUGAACGUAAUUUGUGCAUCGUGGAGCAGGGCUUUCCUUUCGGGUUCCGUGGCAGCGCACUCGCGGGGGAGGGGGCAACUCAUUCGCCCCACCCAGAUUUUGGCUUCUCUGUUUCCCCUCUCCCAGUCUACAGGGCGGGACCGGGGCUGUGAGGCAGCGGUCGAUUGGCCGAAGCGGAGGGGGGCGCUGGUCCGUCGGGGGGGGGGAGGGGGGAUGGCCACCCGACUGAAGCCUCGCCUGGAUGGGCUCAGCGUCGUGGGCGUACUUGUCUCCCCGGCCGAAAAAGAGGCACCAGGCAGCCGGAGGGAGGUGCUAUUGAAACUCAAUGGAGGACUUCACUCGCUUGGGUUACUGCAUUGUGGCUGGCAGCUUCGUAGCCUUCCAGUUCUCCUUCUCAGCCCUCAGCCCCCAGCUGUCCUUGUCCUUGAGCCCCAGCUACUCCAGCCUUCCUUCGGUCAAGCAGAGUGAAUGGAAUUCCAGAUGUGUGUCUACACUCCAUGCAGUGAUAGUCGGCCUCUUCUGCGUCUACAUCCUUUGGUAUGACGAUGCUGUAAAUGCCAACCCCAUCUGGGGAGAUCCUUGGUUGGUCAAAUUGAAUGUAGCUGUCACCUGUGGCUAUCUGCUCUAUGAUCUGUUGCUGCUAGUGCGCUACUGGAAGACAUUGGGGGAUUCUCUUUUCGUUUGCCACCACUUGGUGGCACUAUAUGCUUAUGGAUACGUUUUGAGUCGUGGGGUGCUUCCCUAUUUUGCCAACUUCCGUCUCCUUUCGGAACUCUCCACACCCUUUGUGAAUUUGCGGUGGUUCCUGGAUGCAGCUGGCUGGCCACGUACUUCAAGUCUUGUUUUGGCCAAUGGGUUGGCCAUGAUGGUAGUGUUCUUUAUGGUGCGCAUUGCUGUCAUCCCCAGCUAUUAUAUGCAGGUGUACUCUUGGUAUGGAACUCCUGAAUAUGAACGUUUGGGCCUGGGUGUACAACUGGCCUGGAUUGGGCCAAGCAUUGCCUUGGAAAUGCUCAAUUUGAUCUGGAUGUACCGCAUUGUCCGUGGCUUCUACCGAGCUUUAUGCUGGUCUAAGACCUACAAGGCAGCAUGAAGAAAGAAAAGUGGUGAUACUUGACCUGGAAGGCCCAAGUUCUCCUGGACAAAAAUGGAUUUCCUCUUCUAAUCCCCUUAGAAGCCAGUAGCCCUAGGAACUGCUCCUGACUAUGUCCUUGGGGAAAGAAUCCCAGAUUCAUUAAAAAGGGAGCAUAUAGUUUUCCAUUCAAUCAAAGAAAGGUCUUGGCCAAAUUGACUAGAUUCAGCAAUUUGCCAUCUUCUAGAAAUGGGGCUGUAGAAACACUUCACAGGGCUGAAGAUAGGCAGUUUUAAAAUGGAGGUAUAUCUAGCUUAGGGAUUCCUUUGGCACAAGUGGGAAUGCUUGGGAGAUACAGUUUGGGGACUCUGCUGACACUCCGCAGGACUUUUGAAUGAGACAUGUAGCUUUGUGUAGCUAAACAGGUGAUAUUUCUAAUAGUUCAGGAAUUUAACCUCUUUCAACUAUCAAUCUGUCCAUGAUGAUGAUCAGGUACUGUUUCCUCCUAGGAAGAAAAGACCGGCUUCUGCUAGGGGCUUUUGGGCCAUGUUUAGCAGUAAAGAGGAUUGAAAAUAGUGGAAAGAUGAGGGAAAAAAUAAUGCCCAGUUAUGACUACAAACAAUGGGAUUUCAGGACCUUCGCUAGAAGGACAGCAAUACUGUAAAUAGCAUCCUUGUUUUACUAAAUCAAUUGAAACUUGGCAUUCCAGUGAGGAACUUGCUUAUACAAUAGCGGCUAAGUUUCUAAAGACCAGAAAACAAUAAUUUUAACAAGGUUAGCAUCAAGGCACACUUGCCUUUGCUCAGUGGUUUGGAUAAAUCAAAACUAAAGUGAUAUCGGGUGCCUCUAAAUGUGCCAGGAAUACAACUCCCAAAAUCCCCAUCCACUAUGGCUAUCUUCCACUCUGGUGUCAUUUCUUCUUGUGGUUGCCAUUCAUGUAUAUGACAAUCACAUCUUCCCAACAAUAAUUUACAGUGAAAGUUUCUUCAGUCCCAAAUGUAUGUCUCAGUGAAUGAAGCCCUGUGGAAAGGUAUAGAUACUACCACACAAGGCUGAACUUGUUUAAUGUUUCAUUGUUCUCGAGAGUGUAAAUAAAUAGUUGGUGCAAGAUUCCCUUUUCCCAAAAGCCAUUGACAGAAGCUUCUUGUUUUCCCCUCUGUGUUUCUAUGCCUUUCUUCUUCUGUUAUAGUUGUUUUUCAUCCUGAUACAUGCAAACACAGACACCAGUACAGAGACAGGAUAUUGUGAUGUUGGUUCUGUAUCAGUUGACAAAAGUAUAAUGGUAAGAUAUGGCAAAUCUUAAUAAUAGAAUUCUUUCAAGAAUUUUGAAAUCUGUGAAUUCCAACAGAUGCCAGGGUCAGAGGACUAGUUGAAACUUAGGUAGUAUCAACACAAACCUAGAACAGCAUUGUAGAAAAUUCCACAAACUUAAUAAUGUCUCAUUUGUUAACAUGGAAUAUCAUACCACACUGAUGUACAAGGGAUAUGCCCAUGUGUUGCAUGGCUAGCUACUGCUAAUUUUUGAGAAAGAGUAAAUCUAUCUAAAGCCAGCCUUAAUAACAAUAGCAUUUAAUGAAAAGGUACAUUAUUUCAUUGACUGUGACUGUGACUAAUGGAUUCAAUUCAAGCCUUCCUACCUUUUUCUUUAUUUAAAGUACAUUAAUAAAAUAGGAGGUGGCCAUCUGUAAAAAUCAGCUGUCCUGUGAUUGGUGAAUAGUUUCCUACCAGGUGUACUCAUUCAGAAAAGGGGCGGGCAGGAAGGCCAGAGGGUUUAAUCAAUGGCUUUGUUUAACAUGCUCUGCACCCCUAGACACCAUCACAAGGUAUCAAUGCUAUAGAGGCAUCUAUAUGGAUCAACUAAAAACUUUAUGGUUGCAUCAUUUUUGCCAGCUUAAGGAUGAGCGGAUAGUACUUUAACCAAAUCACAAGGAAAGGUCCUAGAUUCAGACACUAUGAGUUGCUUGCUUAACACAGUGGUUUUAAAGUAGUACUUGAGAGAUACUUUGGCUUAAUAUAUAGUAUGAACAUAGUCAAUGAGAGACUUCAUAGUCAAGCCAUUCCAGAGAGAGGCUUGAUUACAGAGCUCUAGAAGCAUUUAAUUCUGAUUGCAUAACAUGCCUAGAACAUAUUUGGCUUUAUUGAAUGUAGUUUUUCCUCUGACUUUAGAUUACUCAGUACUUCAUGCUCCUUUAGUACUGUAUGUUGAUUCUUUGUGAUGAAAGCCUUUGACUAUUCAUUCUUAAAACUUCCUUACUUAGAUACCAGAUCAUUAUAACUUCUUAGCCCUUGGGUUAAAUCCAAGUAUACGGUACCAUGACUAUUCUGCCCUCAGAAUUAAAAUCUCCAGGAGACUUGCUUCCACAAGACCAAUGGACCUCCUAGGGAGAAUUUUCACAUGGAUUGGGCUCCACAGUUUUGGAAAAUCAAAACUGACUCCAGGUGCUAAACGCCUUAACUUGUUGGGGAAAAAAUGCAAGCACCAAGAUUGUUUCUUAAAUUUACAGUAUUUAAUCAUCGUAUUUGGUGCUAGGGGAAUGAGCUGUGAUCUUUAAACAGAAGCUGAAGAGCUUUGUUCCUAAAUAUGUGCCUUAAAACAACAUUGCCAAACAGUCAGUUAUCAACCUCAAAUAGGCUGCCUUAUUUUGUUGCCUUCCAGUUGUAUUAGACUGUAAUUCUCAGAGUUCCCAGCAGCAUGACAAACAACUCCCCUCCCUCCCUCCCUCCACUGCUUGUAAUUGUGGGAGCUGUAGUCUCAACAUGUUGGGAAGCUAUCAAGUAGGGAAGACCUCCUAAAAACUUGAAAAAGCCCUCUCAGUUUUUAGAUCUGUACAGAUGGCAACAUGUAUUACUCUAUUCAGAUGGAUUAUGCCUCAUAUAUAGCAGUGAAAAAUGGCUGAUUUUUUUCCCUGCAAUUUUGAAUAAUUAAAUUCUUGCAAUGCAGUGUUUGUAAUUUUCUAGCCUCUGUAUAUUAACUGGAAUCAAUGAGUGUUAAUUUAAAUAAUAAUAUAAAUAAAUAAUAUUAAUUUAUUAAACUCC